Molecule: messenger RNA, 2574 nt
Organism: Sebastes umbrosus (honeycomb rockfish)
Lineage: Eukaryota; Metazoa; Chordata; Actinopteri; Perciformes; Sebastidae
Gene: pax2b
Product: paired box 2b
Exons: 11
Coding region: 1116-2327 (403 amino acids)
Biological process (GO): regulation of transcription by RNA polymerase II; anatomical structure development
Molecular function (GO): RNA polymerase II cis-regulatory region sequence-specific DNA binding; DNA-binding transcription factor activity, RNA polymerase II-specific
Source: RefSeq, a predicted model, not a curated record
AAAAAAAAAAAAAAAAAAGGUCAAUACAUCUAUAAUUAUAUAUUAGCCACCAAUUUUAACAUUUUAUAUGGAAAUAAAACCAGAAUUAAAGCUAUAAACAAAUUAUUUGAGGCCUACUUUGGUUCCAGAGUGGACAUAAAAGACAGAAAAAUGAAAUAAAAAUUCAAAGGUUGGAGCUAAAUCCAGGUUGUGAGGACACAUAAAUAUCCAGAGAGAAAAAGAGAAAAAGAUCAGAAAGAAACACAAAUUAAAAAAAAUAAAAUAAUCUCUUUCAUUGAUUCAAAACUUCCAGUAUAAGCGAGCAUAUAAUUCACAGCUGUUAUAAUGUCUAAUAAAAAUAUAAUGUGAUAUUUCUAAACUCCGAAUCCAUUCCUUAUUUAUCUCCCUCCCCUUUCCUGCCUCUGUGUCAGACCCACAGACCUCCUCAUUUGGACCCCCGAGUUUUUUUUUUUUUCUUGCGUUGGCGAAUCACAAAGUGUUGGCAUCUAUUGCCUUUGUCUGACAAGUCAUCCAUAUAAGCAAAAAGGGGGGGUCUGCAGAGCGGAGGAGAGGGGUGAGAGAAGAGGAGAAGAGGAGAAGAGGAGGGGUUGCAGCUUUUAGAAACCACAGACACAGAGAGACGCUUCAUUCCCAGCCCAAAGAUCCAGCAUAACGCAUCCACACAGAGAGAGAAGAGAAACCAUACGAGUGCGCAUGUUUUCUUCCACCACCGACGCGUGAAUCAAGGCCACCAAGGAUUGAGGAGAUACCGAGGAGAUAUUUCCUUUUCAAGACUCUUGUGUGAGAAUUACUGCUUCACCUGCUUUUGAGAGAAAGAAAAAAACACCCAGGUCGUGUUUUACUGAAACAAUCCUCUCCUAUACCCGGUCAUGCUGCUGCUGCUGCUGCUGCUGCUGCGCACCUGCCACCAGACCUCCGCACCAGCACCGGACUGUUGUUGAAGAGAGAGGCAACUUUUUGGGGGUAAAGAAGUUGCAAGGAGGGUGGAGGGGGCAAACUAUAAGUCCCUCCAUCGAGUAUAGAGAGAGCCACCUUUUUUUCUUCACAUUUUCACCCUUGAUCGGAAGGCGAAAACGGCGACUUCAGUUGAUUAUCUGUCUUUCCUUUGCUAUCCAAUGGAUAUUCACUGUAAAGCAGACCCCUUCACAGCGAUGCACCCUCGGCACGGAGGUGUGAACCAGCUCGGCGGGGUGUUUGUGAACGGCAGACCCCUCCCGGACGUGGUGAGGCAGCGGAUCGUGGAGCUCGCCCACCAGGGCGUCCGGCCCUGCGACAUCUCCAGACAGCUGCGGGUCAGCCACGGCUGCGUCAGCAAGAUCCUGGGCAGAUACUACGAGACUGGCAGCAUCAAACCCGGGGUGAUAGGUGGCUCUAAACCUAAAGUGGCCACGCCAAAGGUGGUGGACAAAAUCGCAGACUACAAGAGACAAAACCCGACCAUGUUUGCGUGGGAGAUCAGAGACAGACUGCUGGCAGAGGCUGUCUGCGACAACGACACUGUCCCCAGCGUCUCAUCCAUUAACAGGAUCAUCCGAACAAAAGUCCAGCAGCCUUUCCAUCCGUCUCCUGAUGGGUCGUCCCUGUCCACACCUGGCCAUACUAUAGUACCAAGCACAGCCUCUCCGCCUGUAACCAGCGCCUCCAACGACCCUGCAGGAUCCUACUCCAUCAACGGGAUUCUGGGUAUUCCACGAUCCAACGGUGAAAAGAGGAAAAGAGAUGAAGAUGGUUCAGAUGGUUCUGGCCCACACAGUGAUUCUCAGGGUAGUGUGGAGAGUUUACGGAAACACCUUAGGGCAGAUGCCUUCACCCAGCAGCAGCUGGAAGCGCUGGACCGGGUCUUUGAACGCCCCUCGUACCCUGACGUCUUCCCCACAUCGGAGCACGUCAAACCUGAACAGGCUAAUGAGUACUCGCUCCCUGCCCUGAAUUCCAGCCUGGACGAAGUCAAGCCCAGUUUAUCCUCCAGCGUCAACCCAGACCUGGGCCCCAGCGUGUCGCAAAGCUACCCUGUAGGUCGGGAUAUGGCCAACACAACCUUACCCGGGUACCCCCCUCACGUUCCCCCCACAGGCCAGGGCAGCUACCCGACCUCCACGCUCGCCGGGAUGGUUCCUGGGAGCGAGUUUUCGGGGAACCCCUACAGUCACCCGCAGUACACAACCUACAACGACGCCUGGCGAUUCAGUAACCCAGCAUUACUAAUGCCGCAUCGAGAGGCUCCGCCCCUCCAACUGCUGCCACUGCCUAUGACCGUCACUAGUUACCAUGGAAACCAAAUCAACCUGCAGGACCAUGGCCUUAGCCUCCAUAUUGCCCCGGUGUGAGCGGCAUGGUCCACUGGACACUGAGCAACUGCGCAUAAAAUGUUCCCUGGCUCACACAAUGAGAAACUUAACGUUCUUUUGGAGGGGGGGAGGGUUCCAGAUGACGUCUCUCCUCGCAGCUUUUUUGGACAAUGAACGCCAAAAAAAAAAAAAAUACAAGAAGAUCAACAGAGACACUGAAAGUCCCUACACACACACACACACACACACACACACACACACACACACACACAUACACAAUGAAAAC